ACCCCAGUGUCUCUUAAUGCAGGGUGGGCGUGGCUGAAAGUGAGAGUUGUAAAGUCCUCAAAAUUACAUCGCAUGGAGGUCAAAGGACAUUUGAUAACAUCCAUGGGUUUGGGGGCUCCAGAUGUUGAAGGCUGCCAGGACGGUAAGCUGCAGGCUGAACGUCUUGCUGCUCUGCAAGAGAGGAGACAGGCCCUGGAAGCUCUCCUCAGCACCAGAGUGGGAGAGCUCAAACAAAUCUGUUUGCAGGAGGCGGAGCUGACUGGGAAGUUGCCAAGUUCCUAUCCCCUGGAGACGGGAGAGAAACCCCCGCUGGUGCAGCGCAGAGCUGGCCUGCCGCCCACCAACAAGGCAGAGGAUGAGGCUGCACAAAGGAGGCAGAUGAAAGCCAUCUUUACUGGAGCUUUGCACAGACACACAGAAUUAGAGCGAAUUGUCCCCAACAGCAAGCGGACUGUCCAUCGGGGGUGUCACACAGAGGACACAAUCAUGUCCGAGAGUACCAGUUCCAUGUCAGAUUCUACAUCACAUGAUAACGAAUCAUCUUCCAGCGUUGCCACUGACCAGCGCUCUCUGUCUCAGCCCCGCCUCACUGUGGGCAGCCCUGACCACAGCAGGAUCAGCAGGAAGUUGUCGCCAGUGGAGAUUUACUAUGAAAUGAGGACACGUCGCAACUCUGUGACAAGUUCUGUUAGCCCAACUCACUCUUUACCCAGAAGUGCUUCUAAUGUUGAAGGUAGAAGUGUUCCAGCGACUCCUCUCUUGGCGCGAACGGCUCCAAUCAGUGUUCAUGUCAGGUACCAGUCUUUGUCAGAUGUGUCUGGGAGUAAUGGGUUGAAGCAGUGGUCUGGCAGCCUGGAUGUGCCAUACAUGGUUCCUCUGGCCCAGGAAGGCACUUCCUCUGACCGCCGAGGCUGCUCUUACAAUUCAUGUGCCAGGCGCAGUAACAGCUCCGAAGCCCUGCUAGAUAGAUCAAGCCUCCCUGAUGAUCCAGCACCCAGAAAUGGGAUGCCCCCCAGAGGAGGGCCUUUCAAGAGCUCAGAGACACUAACUGAUGGCAAACUGCGACACAUCCACCUGGGGAGCCCUGAGAGACACAUUGAUGGUUCGGUGGAACAGGCCAAGCUGCGUCUUUCUGUGGGUGGCAGAGGAACAAGCAUAGGCUACAAUGAGCUCCUAAUGGACUAUAUAUGGGGAAAGCAGCAAAGAAUGCAAGUACAGAACCACCUCUACCAGUCCACAGGAAGAGUCUGGCAGGACAUUCCUUCUCCACGCUCCUCAACUGCAGCAGUGACUCCUCAUGCCAAUGGCUUUUCCCAUUCCCAGGUUCACCUUCCUAGUGCUGCACCCCCUUACAGCCCCAUGGUCAUCAGAGGGUCACAAGCUGAAUUGCACAGGGUUAAAGUCACCAGAACCAAAUCUUGUGGGCCCUUUAUUCCUUUGCAACAACAUCCUCAGGAUGCUAUUUUGCUAUCAGCAUACGAGUCUCCCCUUCCUGCCUCAGGCACCACCACAUCCUCCAUCCCCAAUCUGCAGCCCUACCAGACAGAGAUAUCUGGCCCCUCCUUCAGCCGCAGAGCUCCACAGUUCUCUCUUCCUACUGUAGAAGACUCGACAAGAAGCCUCCAUAAAGCCCUGGCACUGGAAGGCCUGAGGGACUGGUACCUGAGGAAUGCUCUGGGUUACCCUCCUACUGCCUCAAAGGGCCAUGAAGCAGGGAUCUCUCGCCUCUCCCAUCCCUACCCGCUGGUCCAUCAGCCCCAGUCCACUCAAGGUGAACCAGCCAACCUCCACAGGUCACAAAUACCGCAGUCAGCCAGUUUCCAUGGCCACCCGCUACAUGGACGAUCGAUGGAGUUUUCUCUCUACCAGGAGACACCUCAUCUACAGAUGCAAGAGGUGACCCCAAAGGAACCCAGUACAGACCCAGGCACCCUGGUCUGAAACUGCAGAAAACACACGCACAAAUUCUCCAUGGCCUCAAAUACACACUCGUGCAGUCAUGUGCACACACACAUUCAUACAAUGUGACCUCAAGAGUAAACUAAAACAACCUCAGCAGAAAGAGACUGAAAUAAAUAGCAAACUGUAGCUGUAGUGUCAAACUGCGUUUCCUGGAAUAAUAACCGAUCUGACAGCUGUGAACUUCAGAUCCGGUGUUAUGUGGCCAUGCACUGGACUUACUUAGUAUCCAACAGCAACAUGGUCAAGAAAUACUUCAUGUAUCUGUAUUUCUUGUCCACCUUAAUAUCCCUGAAAGUCUCCCUAAAUAUAAUUUUUUACAGAAUAUAGACAGUUCUAAAUCGCUAUUUUGUAUCUUCCCAGGUAUAAAGAACAGUCAUACUAAAAGCAAUUUAUUGUUCAUUGUGUGCUACAAAGAUGUUAUAUGAGCUAAUGCUGUUUUAAAAGUGUUAGGAUGUACCAGUCAAUGCUUGUAAUCAGACUAUACCAUAUUUUCUGGACUAUAUGUCACACUUUUUUUUUUACUUGUCUGACUGGUCCUACAACUUGUAU
Thalassophryne amazonica is the source of this 2511-nucleotide messenger RNA. It is a transcript of the gene ccdc120, whose product is annotated as coiled-coil domain containing 120. The coding region runs from base 73 to 1941 and encodes 622 amino acids. The transcript is spliced from 9 exons. NCBI's taxonomy places the organism in Eukaryota, Metazoa, Chordata, Actinopteri, Batrachoidiformes, Batrachoididae. The record is from RefSeq and is a predicted model, not a curated record.